Messenger RNA from Trichoderma reesei QM6a, 1770 nucleotides. RefSeq lists its product as uncharacterized. Gene Ontology annotation, molecular function: ATP binding; ABC-type transporter activity; ATP hydrolysis activity. The record is from RefSeq and is a predicted model, not a curated record. NCBI's taxonomy places the organism in Eukaryota, Fungi, Ascomycota, Sordariomycetes, Hypocreales, Hypocreaceae. Gene Ontology annotation, biological process: intracellular iron ion homeostasis; transmembrane transport. Gene Ontology annotation, cellular component: mitochondrial inner membrane. Bases 1 to 1770 code for a protein of 589 amino acids. The transcript is spliced from 2 exons.
AUGAAGGAGAUGUCGCGCUAUCUGUGGCCCAAGGGCGAGGUUGGCACCAAAGUGCGUGUCGGGCUGGCUGUCGCUCUGCUCAUCGGCGCAAAGGUCCUCAACGUGCAGGUGCCCUUCUACUUCAAGAGCAUUGUGGAUUCGAUGAACAUUGAUAUUGCUGCGGUUGGCGGCACGGCAACGACGGUGGCGGGAGCCAUGAUCAUCGCAUACGGAGCCACCCGGAUAGGCGCCACCGUGUUCCAGGAGCUGCGAAACGCCGUCUUCGCCUCGGUUGCGCAAAAGGCCAUCCGGGGAGUUGCGCGGAACGUCUUCGAUCACCUACUGCGGCUCGACUUGAGCUUCCACCUUUCCAAGCAGACGGGUGGCCUCACGCGGGCCAUGGAUCGCGGUACCAAGGGCAUCAGCUUCCUCCUCACCAGCAUGGUCUUUCAUAUUCUCCCGACGGCAUUGGAAAUCAGCAUGGUGUGCGGCAUCCUCACGUGGCAGUAUGGCUUCAAGUUCGCAGCCGUGACAGCAUUGACCAUGGUCGGAUACACGGCGUUUACCAUCUGGACGACGGCUUGGAGGACAAAGUUCCGCAGACAGGCCAACGCUGCCGACAACCGAGCUUCGACAGUGGCCGUGGACUCGCUCAUCAACUAUGAGGCCGUCAAGUACUUCAAUAAUGAAAAGUUCGAGGUUUCGCGCUAUGACAAGGCCUUGAGGGAAUACGAGAAGAGCUCCAUCAAGGUAGCAACCUCCUUGGCCUUCCUCAACAGUGGACAAAACAUCAUCUUUUCCACAGCUUUGACCGCCAUGAUGUACUUUGCCGCGGAGGGAGUCGCUGCGGGGACUCUGACUGUUGGAGAUCUCGUCAUGGUGAACCAGCUUGUGUUCCAGCUUUCCGUUCCUCUGAACUUCCUCGGCUCUGUGUACCGCGAACUACGGCAGUCUCUCCUGGACAUGGAGACGCUGUUCAACCUGCAAAAGGUGAACGUCAACAUUGUGGAGAAGCCCAACGCGAAGCCCCUGGCCUUGGUCAAGGGUGGAGAGAUCAAGUUUGAAAACGUCAGCUUUGGAUACCAUCCUGAAAGGCCCAUUCUCAAGGACCUCACGGUCACGAUUCCCGCUGGAAAGAAGGUUGCUGUUGUCGGCCCCAGUGGCUGCGGCAAAUCGACUCUCCUUAGACUCCUGUUCAGAUACUAUGAUGUCCAGAGUGGUCGUAUCCUUAUUGACGACCAGGAUAUUCGGGAUGUCACUGUCGACUCGCUUCGUAAGGCCAUCGGUGUUGUUCCUCAGGAUACCCCUCUCUUCAACGAUACCGUCGAGCACAACAUCCGCUAUGGUAUGAUUGAUGCUUCGCACGAACAAGUUGUCGCAGCCGCAAAGCGCGCUCGCAUCCACGACAUCAUCGAGAAGUUCCCAGAAGGCUAUCAGACCAAGGUCGGUGAGCGAGGCAUGAUGAUCUCUGGCGGCGAGAAGCAGCGAUUGGCAAUGAGCAGACUGCUCCUCAAGGACCCUCCCUUGCUUUUCUUCGACGAGGCAACCAGCGCGCUGGACACGCACACUGAGCAGGCUUUGAUGAUGAACAUCAACGGCAUCCUUCGCGAAAAGGGACGCACAAGUGUCUUUGUAGCCCAUAGGCUGCGGACCAUUUUUGACUCGGACUUGAUUAUUGUACUCAAGGAGGGGCGAGUUGCGGAGAUGGGCACCCAUAGAGAGCUCAUUGACCGUGCGGGCGUCUAUGCUGAGCUCUGGAGUGAUGAAGAGGUUGCUGAGAAGAAGAAUUAG